CCACAUCCAACCGGUUAGUGUUGGUAGCUAGCAGGCUAGCAGCUACCUCCUCCUCCUCCUCCUCCACCUCCUCCUCCUCCUCCGCCUCUGGACGGAUCUGUGAAUGAAGAUCGCACCUCAAUGCAUCUCUCAUGGCCGCGAUGGAAGCGCCAGCUACGGAGGAUGCUGAAGCUGUUCGGUGCGCUGGUUAUCCUUGGACUGGCCCUGGCGUGCAUCACCUCCUGGGUGCUGGAAAGCUAUGACACGGCUUGGCACCCCAAACGAAACGUCCAACGCCCCAACACCGGCGACGGAGAUGGAGAUGGAGAUGGAGAUGAAGCUGAAGCCAAGGGGAGUUUGCCACCAUUCCCCGGCGGGGAGCUGAAUAACAUAUUCUGGUUUAUACAGGUGUCUGACAUCCAUAUUAGCCGAUUUCGUGACCCGAGACGCAUUCCAGAUUUUGAAAAGUUCUGCACUGAUACCAUCACUUCCAUCAAACCGGCUCUAGUGCUCGCAACAGGGGAUCUGACGGAUGCUAAGACGGAGAGUAAGGUGGGCUCUCUUCAGCAUGAGGUGGAGUGGCAGGCCUACCACAACAUCCUGAAGAGGUCUCGUGUGAUGGAGCGCACGAGGUGGAUCGACAUCCGUGGAAAUCAUGAUGCCUUCAACAUAUUUUCGCUGGACAGCAUCAACAACUACUACAGGAAGUACUCAGCUAAUCAGAAAGUGGGUUCUUUCCACUAUGUUCACAAAACUCCAUUUGGCAACUACUCCUUCAUCUGCGCAGAUGCCACCCUCACGCCAGGACCCAAGAGGCCGUACAAUUUCUUUGGUAUUCUCAAUCAGACUCAAAUGAACCUGCUGGCCACGUUCAGAGCCGAGAGUCUGAAAAGCAACCAGUCCGUCUGGUUUGGCCACUACACCACCUCCACGAUCAUCUCCCCCUCUCCGGGAGUUCGCGAGCUGAUGAGCGCUGCUGUUGCCUAUCUCUGUGGCCACCUGCACACGCUGGGCGGCCUGAUGCCCGUCCUGCACAGCCGACACCCACAGGGCACCCUGGAGCUGGAGCUGGGCGACUGGAUGGACAACCGCAGGUACAGAGUUCUUGCCUUCGAUCAUGACCUGUUGAGUUUCGCCGACCUGAGGUUUGAGCAGUGGCCCGCAGUUCUCAUCACCAACCCCAAGGAGGCGCAGUACCUGCACCCCGGGGUGGAGCCGCUGGGUCGAAUACGGAGAUCAACCCACAUCAGGAUCUUGGCCUUCUCUGAGGCUCCGAUCACAGCGGUGCACGUGAGUGUAGAUGGUGAAUCGUUAGGGAAGGGCCACUCUGCCGGAGGCCCGCUCUACGUGGUGCAUUGGGACCCCUCUCUCUACCUCAGUGGACUGCACACCAUCAGGGUUAAAGUGGAGGACGCGGCAGGCCGGUCGACAGUGCGGGAGCAGCAGUUCACUCUAGAGGAGGACCUGACUCCCAGCUUCAGCUUCGUGCAGUCCUUCAUCCUCCUCACAGACCACUACAUCCUGGGCCGGGUGGCCUUUGUGAUCAUGAUGCUGCUGAAUGUCGGCAUGCUGCUGCUCUUUAGGUUCCUGCGUGUUCCCUCUGGCAGAGCAUCCACAGGGCUCUCCUCUCAAGCGUGCAUGUCGCUCCACCUGGUCAGUAAAAUGGACGCCUUCUACUACUCUCUUCUGCUGUUCAACGUGUACACUGCCUUAGGUCCGUGGUUCAUAGGAGAGCUGAUAGACGGCCACAACGGUGCCUGUUUUGCCUUCGGGGUGUUCAUCGAUGGACACUUCCUGGAAGGCAGUCUCACUUACGUUGUUGGAGUUGUUCAACUGGUAUUCUUCAACAUGCCCCUCACUUGUUACCUCUGCUGGAGCCUCCAUCACCGUUGCCGCGGCAACACCUUCCGAUCCCACUUCCUGCGGCCAGGCUGCCGCUGGCGGACUCUGGUGGUCCACUUCUCCAUGCUGCUGCUGCUCACCUGGCAGGCCUACUCCUGCUACUUCCUCCUGGAGACCUACGGCCCCGUGGCCUUUUUCCUGUCUCCGGUUCGCACAUGGGCACUAGGGCUCAGCCUGCUAUUGGUCUACCGUGCCUGGACAGGCCCCGCCCCUCAUCUCCGUGACAACAGCAAGAGCGGCUCUCCCUCUUCUUGACAGUAAUUGGACUGCGCCGCCGCCGGUUUCCUUGAGCCUGACUCACAGUUAUAUAUUUUGCCGUCUCUGUCCACCCUGACGCCCUCAGACGAUUCUCCCCCCCCUCCACACAGCAAAGCCCUCCUCUCUCUCGCUCUUCCUUCCAAAGCCACUUUAUAUCACUCACUAUCCUGUUUCUAGAUAGUAUUGUUUAUUUAAUAUGCAUGUUCACGUAGAGCACUGGUGAGCACAUUUCUGGCCAUAUUCAUAGCAAUGUGUACAGUGUCAAAAAAAAAAAAACAGAAAACCUUGGGAUACGUUGAGGGUUAUAUAGCCAAUUUCAGCUAUGUGAGGACUAGUCCAAUGUAUGCUGCAGUUGACAGUAUAAGUGCUGUAUUCUGCUGUGGCUCAAGCUGAUUCAUUGACUUGAGCUGUAGCACUUUUUGGAAGUGUUGCCUUGGCCACCUGCCACUUCACCACUGCCAAACAAGGAAUAAGAAAGAUAUUACCUUUAACUCUUUCCCCCUCCUAAAAACAAUUCAUUCACUGACGAAGGCUGGAUGUGCCAAACGACCCUCGUUUUUACCUUCCGACGCAAAAAUCCUUAGGAUGAGAAAGGAGCGCACUUCUCUGUGAGCUUUCCCUCCACAGGCCCACGCCGCCAUUGGUGGAGACGUUACGGAAGUCACUUUGCCCAGAGAUGGCAUACUGUAGGUUAUGCAGCCCCGAAUGAUCAUGAUCUCAUACUCAGCUUACACUCUCUACAUAUUAAUACAGGAAAUACACUGCGUCAAACCAGUAGUUCAUUCAUGUACAAGUAGAUAAAGAGUUAAAGCGGAGAAAGAAAGAAAGAAAAAAAAAAAAGAAAAAAUCCUUUGCACAUAGCUAAACUGCCACUAAUCACUGUUCUCGAUAUUAACAUUGGAAGCAUCAUAUCAAACAGAGACAUUCACCUUUACCGUAGCCCUGCACAUUUUCCCGCGUUUAUUUGGUCUUGAGCUGUUGUAAUGCCAAUUCUGACAAAAGACACAGAGAAGCUGGCCCGAGUUUUCACGCUCCCUCUGACGUCACUAUAGAAAGCAGCUGUUUGUCUCUCAGGAAUGUGAGCACUUGAACAAUAGGCUGGUCCCACUAGUAUUUUCAGGAACUGACAAUACGACAAUGUUUUUAUACUCCAUAUAGUAGCUCAGUGAACUAAACAAUGUUGAACAAUCCAGAUGUGUGGUGGCUUAAAAGACAUGAAUGUGACAUAGCUGUGGUGAAAUGAACAGUUUUAUUUAUUUUUCUUUUUUUUUUUCUGAUUGUAAAUGUGUGAUUGUGUCUUUUUUUUCCCCCCACCUUUUCCUUUAUGUGCUGAUGUCUCUGCACUGAUAGUGAUCAUCACUGUCCCGGGAGGUUAGACCCUCCCUCGCAAGCAAAUCUGGGUCAGAGGUUACCUGCUUUUUUGGAAUUCAUUUGACAGCUUCGUUCAUCAAGUAAUUUCUGUCCCGACUAUCCAGAAUGUAGAUCCCUUUUGUGACGCAGCCUGUUGCACUCUACUUCAGCCCUUUUCUUGUCAAUAGCAGCUGCAGGUAAGUUAAAUCCUGGUAUUUCUUUAACCCAGCCGGAGUGCAGAAUUGCUCAAUGUAGUGAUGAAUCAUAAAAAAAAUAAAAUAAAAAAAAAAGGAACAAAAAUCUCCUUAGACAUUGAGCAAUAAUUUGCAUUCUCAUUGGAAAAGGGUUAAUGAAUACAGCGAGGUAACUUUUUUCUUCUCUGCUAAGGCAAGUGUGUACCUUUCCAUGCUGUAUGAGAGCAGUAUCAUGUGUAUAUUUCCAGAAUUAAGACAAAUACCUUGAAUUAAAGCAUUUUUUUUAUUA
This is a messenger RNA of Myripristis murdjan (pinecone soldierfish), 3972 nucleotides long. RefSeq names its product transmembrane protein 62 (gene tmem62). NCBI's taxonomy places the organism in Eukaryota, Metazoa, Chordata, Actinopteri, Holocentriformes, Holocentridae. The coding region runs from base 121 to 2136 and encodes 671 amino acids. The record is from RefSeq and is a predicted model, not a curated record. Gene Ontology annotation, molecular function: hydrolase activity. The transcript has 14 exons.